Scleropages formosus (Asian bonytongue) is the source of this 3377-nucleotide messenger RNA. It is a transcript of the gene ppp4r3a, whose product is annotated as SMEK homolog 1, suppressor of mek1 (Dictyostelium). Gene Ontology annotation, biological process: DNA damage response; protein dephosphorylation. Gene Ontology annotation, cellular component: protein phosphatase 4 complex; nucleoplasm. The record is from RefSeq and is a predicted model, not a curated record. Gene Ontology annotation, molecular function: protein phosphatase activator activity. The coding region runs from base 1 to 2478 and encodes 825 amino acids. The transcript has 15 exons. Lineage: Eukaryota; Metazoa; Chordata; Actinopteri; Osteoglossiformes; Osteoglossidae.
AUGACGGACACUCGACGACGAGUGAAGGUUUACACCCUGAACGAGGAGCGGCAGUGGGACGACCGCGGCACCGGACAUGUGUCCUCCGGGUACGUGGAGCGCCUCAAAGGCAUGUCCCUGCUGGUCCGGGCCGAGAGCGACGGUUCUCUUCUGCUGGAAUCAAAAAUAAAUCCCAACACUGCAUACCAGAAACAGCAGGACACAUUAAUUGUAUGGUCUGAAGCAGAAAACUAUGACUUGGCACUCAGUUUUCAAGAGAAGGCAGGAUGUGAUGAAAUAUGGGAGAAAAUAUGCCAGGUCCAGGGUAAAGAUCCAUCAGUGGACAUCACCCAGGAGCUUGUGGAUGAGUCUGAAGAGGAGCGCUUCGAUGACAUGUCAUCCCCUGGGUUGGAACUGCCUCCCUGUGAGCUGAGCCGGUUGGAGGAGGUUGCGGAGCUGGUGGCAUCAUCACUGCCAUCACCACUGCGCCGCGAGAAGCUUGCCCUUGCUGUGGAGAAUGAGGGCUACAUCAAGAAGCUCCUGGAGCUCUUCCAUGUCUGUGAAGAUCUGGAGAACCAUGAGGGGCUACAUCAUCUGUAUGAGAUCAUAAAGGGAAUCUUUCUCUUGAACAGAACAGCACUCUUCGAGGUUAUGUUCUCAGAGGAAUGUAUCAUGGACGUGAUUGGUUGUCUGGAGUUUGAUCCCUCCUUGCCCCAGCCCAGGAGACACAGGGAGUUCUUGACAAAGACUGCAAAGUUCAAGGAGGUCAUUCCCAUAUCAGACCCUGAACUGAAGCAGAAAAUCCACCAGACGUAUCGAGUACAGUACAUUCAGGACAUGGUCCUCCCCACCCCUUCGGUGUUUGAGGAGAAUAUGCUGUCCACUCUCCACUCUUUUAUCUUUUUUAACAAAGUGGAAAUUGUUGGAAUGUUGCAGGACGAUGAAAAGUUCCUGACAGAUCUCUUUGCACAACUAACUGAUGAAGCAACAGAUGACGACAAAAGACAUGAGCUGGUAAAUUUCCUGAAGGAAUUUUGCGCAUUUUCUCAAACAUUACAACCUCAAAACAGAGAUGCCUUCUUCAAAACAUUGUCAAAUAUGGGCAUCUUACCAGCACUUGAAGUUAUAUUGGGAAUGGACGACCCCCAAGUGCGCAGUGCAGCAACUGACAUCUUCUCCUAUUUGGUGGAGUACAAUCCUUCCAUGGUACGGGAGUUUGUUAUGCAGGAGUCUCAGCAGAAUGAUGAUGACAUCUUGCUGAUCAACCUGAUCAUCGAGCACAUGAUCUGUGACACGGAUCCAGAGUUGGGUGGUGCUGUGCAGCUGAUGGGCUUGCUACGCACCCUGGUGGAUCCGGAGAACAUGCUGGCCACAGCCAAUAAAACAGAGAAAUCUGAGUUCUUGAGUUUCUUCUACAAGCACUGCAUGCAUGUUCUUUCUGCACCAUUGCUGGCCAACACAACAGAUGAGAAACCCAGCAAAGAUGACUUCCAGACGUCACAACUGUUGGCACUGAUUCUGGAGCUGCUGACCUUUUGCGUUGAACACCACACCUACCAUAUCAAGAACUACAUCAUCAACAAGGACAUCCUGCGUAGGGUGCUGGUGCUCAUGGCCUCCCGACAUGCCUUCCUUGCACUCUGUGCUCUUCGUUUCAUGCGGAAAAUAAUUGGGUUGAAAGAUGAGUUUUACAAUCGCUACAUCAUGAGGAACUUCUUGUUUGAACCAGUGGUAAAAGCCUUCCUUAACAAUGGAUCUCGUUACAACCUCAUGAACUCUGCAAUAAUCGAAAUGUUUGAGUAUAUCAGAGUGGAGGAUAUGAAGUCUCUGACAGCUCAUGUUGUAGAGAACUACUGGAAAGCACUUGAAGAUGUAGAUUAUGUGCAGACAUUCAAAGGCCUGAAGCUACGCUACGAACAACAGAGGGAGAGGCAAGACCACCCAAAACUGGACAGCAUGCGGUCAAUCCUGAGGAAUCAUCGGUAUCGGCGGGAUGCACGCACACUUGAAGAUGAGGAGGAAAUGUGGUUCAACACUGAUGAGGAUGACCUAGAAGAUGGAGAGGCUAUUGUUCCACCCUCAGACAAAAUGAAGAGUGAUGAAGACCUAAUGGACCCCAUUAGCAAGUUCAUGGAAAGGAGGAAAUUAAAAGAUGCAGAGGAGAAGGAGGUGCUAGGGAAGUCAAGCUUAUCAGGGCGCCAGAGCCCUAGCUUCAAGCUGUCUUUCUCUAGCACCACCAAAGCAAGUCUCACCAGCCCAUCCUCUGCCAGCCACCUUCCUGGGUCACCAGGCUCCCCGGGCUCAACUGGCUCCCCUGGGUCGCCAGGCUCUGGAGCUAAAAGCUCACCUCCUGCUCCUGCCAUCACCACCAAGGGUGGACUAGUAGGAUUGGUGGACUACCCUGAUGAUGAUGAUGAUGAGGAGGAUGAUGAUGAAGAUGAUUCAGAGAACAGGGAUGAGAGUCCACCACUUUCCAAGAAGUCUAAGCUGAGCUCUUAGAAAUAACUGGUUGUCUCAUGCUUGUCCCUGAACUUUAAUAGACAUGGUCAGGAAACUUUCACUUCCAACAGCUCCAGUAAUGGAUUUAAAAAAGUGAAAUAAACAGGUUAUUACAGUCCACAUAUUGUUGUGGGUGUAGAGGUCUUAAAAAAAAAAAGACCCCAAAAACUCUGAGCUUCACACGCAAUUUUGUCGUUCAAGUGCCAAUCUGAGAAGGAAAUGAGAAAGAAAAGAGGAAUUUCAGCAUUCUUGGACGAAAAAAGAUGAUUACAAGCAGUUCUGGGGGGAGGAAACCGGACUCAAGAUGACACCCAAAAGCGCUUUUGGGUUUCGGACCCUACUUUCAACCCCCCUCUCAGGGAUGAACAAUGUAGCGGCCCAAGUAGGCCUGCAGAUCCAUAACCACCACCACUCACCCUCCAGUGACCACUCCUGUCAGAGCAGACUAUACUUUUCCUUCUUUUCUUUCUCUUUUUUUUUUUUUCUGGACCAGAACUCUGAAAGCUUCGGAAGAAGUAUUAAGCUGUUGUUGAUGCUGAUGUCACCAGUGUCAUCACGCAACAGAAAUUCCUCCCCUAAAAUGCCAGCAGUUUCUUUCUUUUUUCUUUACAUUUUUUAAGACCUGCCUUUAAAUGUUCAGGAUGUUUUCAGUUUGUUUAAAUCAGGUUUUUAAAACCUCUGUAGGGGGAGCAGUUGAAGAGGAGUCCCCCUCUUUUAUCGUUCUUCUUUUGCCCUUUGAAACUGCAGAUUUUGGAAAUAUUACCCCUUCUUGAUUAAAGAUUGAGUGGAAUUCUAGAUGUGAUCAUUUUGUCAUAUCUUUCCCUUUUUCUUUUCAUGAGUGUACUCUUAGUUGUUAAGUAUAUUUGGGACCAUUAAAAAAGAUCUUUGAUGUAAUAUAA